CUGGUGGUGGCGCUGGCGGCGGCGGCGGCGGCGGCGGCGCUGGGCCGGGAGGCGGCCUUCGUGGAGGUGGUGCUCUUCGAGUCCAGCCCCGGCGGCGACUACACCACUUACACCACGGGGCUGCAGGGCCGCUUCUCCCGCGCCGGGGCCACGCUCAGCGCCGAGGGCGAGAUCGUGCAGAUGCAUCCAUUGGGACUCUGCAACAGCAAUGAUGAAGAAGACUUAUAUGAAUAUGGCUGGGUUGGAGUUGUGAAGCUGGAGCAGCCUGACCUGGAACCAAAACCCUGCCUCACUGUUCUGGGCAAGGCCAAGCGGGCAGUUCAAAGAGGAGCCACAGCUGUCAUUUUUGAUGUGUCCGAAAACCCAGAUGCCAUUGAUCAGCUGAAUCAGGGCUUGGAGGACCCAUUGAAAAGACCAGUUGUUUAUGUGAAGGGGGCAGAUGCAGUCAAGCUGAUGAACAUUGUUAACAAACAGAAAGUGGCGCGGGCCAGAAUCCAGCACCGUCCACCACCACAACCCACCGAAUACUUUGACAUGGGGAUUUUCCUUGCCUUUUUUGUGGUGGUCUCUCUGGUUUGCCUGGUUCUUCUCAUCAAGAUCAAAUUGAAGCAGCGUCGCAGCCAGAGCUCUAUGAACAGGCUGGCUGUGCAGGCGCUGGAAAAGAUGGAGACGUGGAAGUUCAAAUCCAAGCUGAAAGGGCCCUGCGAAGGCAGCUGCGGUGCCCUGGACACGCUCAGCAACGGCUCUGCCUCGGACUGCGCUAUUUGCUUGGAGAAGUACCUGGAUGGGGAGGAGCUGCGUGUGAUUCCCUGCACCCACCGGUUCCACAGGAAGUGUGUGGAUCCUUGGCUUCUGCAGCAUCACACUUGCCCCCACUGCCGUCACAACAUCAUUGAGCAAAAGAAGGGAAACGCCAGCCUGGUGUGUGAGGAGACGGCCAGCCAGUUACACAGCCGGCAGCAGCAGCAGCAGCAGCAGCAGCAGCAGCAGCGCAUGAUCCUGCCUGUCCACUUCCCUGGCCGAGCACACAGAGGUGGUCACGUCACCGCCUACCCCACGCGCACCAGCAUGGACCCUCACGGGAACCCCAUCACCGUCUUGACGGUUGAUCGGCAUGGAGAGGCCCCGGCCUUCUUACGGAGCUACCCGCCCAUCCUGCACCUGGAGCCUCACCUGGGCACAGCCGAACGCCAGCCCUGUACAAUGCCUCAUCCUUUCCAGAGGCCGAAGUUCAGCGGGGACCCUUUCUCCAAGCCGGCUUGCUUCUCCCAGUACGAGACCAUGUUUCAGCACUACUACUUCCAGGGCCUCAGUUACCCUGAGCCGCCACAGAGUGGACAGUUCCCCCUCCACGUGGCUGCCAAGGGCCUCCCCCGUGCCUUCCAGCCUCUCGGCAGCCACAGGCUCUUCCCCCCUGCGGUCCAUGUAGCCCCAUCCUCCCAGCCAGAGAGUGGCAGUGCUUCUGGCUUCAGCUGUUACCGUGGCCACCGCUCGAUCUGCAGCGGCUACUUGGCCGAUGGUCCUGGCAGUGACAGCAGUAGCAGUGGCGGUGGCCGCUCUGGCCGGUGCCACUGCUCCUCCAACGACUCCAUGGUGGACUGCACAGAGGUCAGCAACCAGGGGAUCUACGGGAGCUGCUCCACUUUCCGCAGCUCGCUGAGUAGCGACUACGACCCCUACAUCUACCGCAGCAAAAGCCCCUGCCGGAGCGGAGAAAAAAGCAGGGUCCUCCAUGGGGAGAUGAUGCUUCUGGAAGGUUCCUCUGCGCUGCACCUGGUGGCAGACAACAGCCAGUCUGGGCCAGCUGCUGCAGCAAGGGACCAGCUAUCUGACUGCAGCCUUGAAAUGAAUUACAGCAGUAGCAGCAGCAGUAGCCGCUCUUCGCUGGAGCAGAAGGAACAGGCCUGCACCCUCUCUGAGCGAGGAGGCCCACGGCUGCUCCCUGAGACCACUGGAGAGACAGGUCAGACUGGGAGGGAGCCUUGUGACCAAGCGUGUGGCUGCUGCUUGGAAGUACCUGCUGCCCCAAGGGAAUUGCCAAGUAGGGCAGCUGGUGGCGGCAGCACCAUGCUACUUCAGAGCACGCCACUUUGGACAGGGGGUGGCUCUUUGCGAGAGCCCCAGACAAGGAGAAGUCAGGGCAUGGUCAGCAUUAGGACACAGGGGGUCCCUCGUGAAGCCUUGCCCUGUUACUUCUACGAAGAGAAGCGGGUGGCCAGCAGUAGCCCCAUCUGGCCAGGCCGUUACACGGAAGACUGUGCGGUGAAUGUUCGGUAUGUGUGUGCAGAAGACCCCUUGCCGGGCUGCUAUCCGGGCCUGCGUGAGACGGGCCAGUGCAUUGCCAUUAUUCCCGAAGUCCAGGAUUCCGAGCUGGCCCUGCCAGUAGAUUGCUAUAGCGGCAGCAGCCCUUGGGAGACACCAUGUGGAACAACAGCCCCCAGCCAGGCCCAGGGGACGCCCAUGAAGGCAUUUGGCGAGCCAGGAGAGAUACGGCAAGAAGGGUCAUGCCCGCCCAUGGUGGGCUUCCCGCUGGAGGAGUCCUGCGGGCUCUUUUCCAGCCCUCCGCAAGGUUGUUUGGAGGCCGUGGCUGCUGGAGAAGGCCCUCAGACUUUGGUUUCCUAUGGAAACAGCCCUUCCGGCUGCUGCAGCCACAGCCACGUGGUUCCCUAA
Protobothrops mucrosquamatus (brown spotted pit viper) is the source of this 2670-nucleotide messenger RNA. It is a transcript of the gene ZNRF3, whose product is annotated as zinc and ring finger 3. The transcript is spliced from 9 exons. NCBI's taxonomy places the organism in Eukaryota, Metazoa, Chordata, Lepidosauria, Squamata, Viperidae. Gene Ontology annotation, molecular function: ubiquitin protein ligase activity; frizzled binding. The record is from RefSeq and is a predicted model, not a curated record. Gene Ontology annotation, biological process: ubiquitin-dependent protein catabolic process; negative regulation of canonical Wnt signaling pathway; Wnt receptor catabolic process. Bases 181 to 2670 code for a protein of 829 amino acids.